This is a messenger RNA of Lycium ferocissimum, 1364 nucleotides long. RefSeq names its product serine/arginine-rich splicing factor RS31-like. The coding region runs from base 460 to 1155 and encodes 231 amino acids. The transcript has 6 exons. Gene Ontology annotation, cellular component: nuclear speck. NCBI's taxonomy places the organism in Eukaryota, Viridiplantae, Streptophyta, Magnoliopsida, Solanales, Solanaceae. Gene Ontology annotation, molecular function: RNA binding. Gene Ontology annotation, biological process: mRNA splicing, via spliceosome. The record is from RefSeq and is a predicted model, not a curated record.
UUUCAGGUUUUACUGUGGAGGUGAAGAUGAAGCCUAUUUUCGUCGGGAACUUUGAGUUUGAUACUCGCCAGUCAGAACUGGAACGGUUGUUUUCCAAGUAUGGAAGAAUAGAGCGAGUCGACAUGAAAUCUGGCACAUGAUCUACUAAGGAAAAAGAGCUUCUCAUGGCUCAACCCAAAAAAAUUCUAAUGCAAGGAAACUCCAUCUGCCUGCCUGCUCCUCCUCCUCCUGAUAGAUGGAAAUGUUCUGAAUUUCUUACAUCGAUCUUCUGUCAUUCGCUUACUUCACGAGAAUGAUCUAUGGUGAGAUCAGUCCAUUCAUCAUGCCAUGCCUACCAAUUCUGAAAUCGUGCUGUGAAAUUGGUGAUUCAUGCUUAGCAAUGACUACUCAGACCUGACUUUAAUCCUUUAAUAAGCCUUCAUCACCUUGACCAUCAUCAUCAUCAAAUUGAUCUAGUUCAUGCAAGGCCUCUACCUCCUUACUUUCCUCAAGCCUUCUCACAUACUUGCAGGGUUUGCUUUUGUCUACUUUGAGGAUGAGCGAGAUGCAGCAGAUGCAAUCCGUGGGACUGACAACAUUCCAUUUGGUUAUGAAAGGCGCCGUCUGUCAGUGGAAUGGGCAAAAGGGGAACGUGGUAGGCAUCGUAGUGAUGGUCCAAAGUCUGGUGGAAACCAGAGGCCAACAAAAACAUUGUUUGUCAUAAACUUUGACCCUAUUCGUACUAGGGUCCGAGACAUUGAAAAACACUUUGAACCUUAUGGCAAAGUUCUUCAUGUUCGCAUACGUCGCAAUUUUGCGUUUGUGCAGUUUGAAAAUCAGGAAGAAGCCACAAGAGCUUUGGAGUGUACACACAUGAGUAAGAUCCUGGAUAGAGUGGUUUCAGUGGAGUAUGCGUUGAAAGAUGAUGAUGAGAGGGGGGACAGAUAUAACAGCAGCCCUAGAAGAGAUUAUGGCAGGCAAAGGGAUAGCCCUACUUAUCGUAGGUCACCUAGCCCAAUGUAUCGCAGGAACCGACCUAGUCCAGAUUAUGGACGACCUAGUCCGGACUAUGGACGACGUCAUAGUCCUGUUCGUAACGGUCCAUCAUAUGACAGAUACAGGAGUCCAGAGUAUGGAAGGUAUCGCAGCAGGUCUCCUGUUCGGAGGUCAAGAUGAGUCAGUUCGGCAUCUGGGAGAGCUUGUGUUAUCAUAAUGUAAAUGCUUGCUGCAGUCUACUGCUUGUGUAGGAGAAGAUCAAUCAAUCUUUUAUCGAUGUAAUGGAUUAGCUGUUACAUUUUGUUGCUUUAACUUUGUGAAUUUAGCUAUCAGAAAACGUUGCUGUAGUAGAAUCAUUGCUUAUGCUAUUCGAGACCAGUUGGACAUUA